Molecule: messenger RNA, 1011 nt
Organism: Neogale vison (American mink)
Lineage: Eukaryota; Metazoa; Chordata; Mammalia; Carnivora; Mustelidae
Product: vomeronasal type-1 receptor 4-like
Exons: 1
Coding region: 1-1011 (336 amino acids)
Biological process (GO): G protein-coupled receptor signaling pathway
Cellular component (GO): membrane
Molecular function (GO): pheromone receptor activity
Source: RefSeq, a predicted model, not a curated record
AUGACACACAGAGCUCACACCUCAUGCUCUCAUGCAGGGAUCUCUGGCUUGGAGGAAGUCUAUCACUCCCUGGGACCUGGCAGAAAGGCUGACAGGGAUUUGGCGAUAGGAAUCAUCCUUCUACUACAGAUAAUAGUUGGAAUUCUGGGGAAUUUCUCUCUUCUUUACCAUUAUCUCUUGCUUCACUUGACAGAAUGCAGGGUUAGGUCCACAGAUGUGCUUCUCAAGCACCUGACUGUGGCCAAUCUCUUAGUCAUUUCUUCUAAAGGAAUCCCCCAAACGAUGGUAGGUUUGGGAUUGAAAUAUUUCCUUAGUGAUUUUGCAUGCAAACUUGUUUUCUAUGUGCACAGAGUGGGCAGGGAUGUGGCCAUUGGAACCAUCUGCCUCCUGAGUGUCUUCCAGGUCAUUAUAAUUAGUCCCAGAAACUCCAGGUGGUUAGAGCUUAAAGUGAGAGCUCCCAGGUACCUGGGCACCUCCAGCAUCCUCUGCUGGGUCCUGAACAUGAUGCUAAAUAUUACUGCUAUUUUGUUUAUGACUGGCACAAGAAACAACAUAACCAUUACAAGGAAAAGUGAUUAUGACUACUGUUAUUCCAUAAGUGGUAGCCACAUAGCACAGUCAUUGUAUGUAGCAUCAAUAUUGUUUCAUAAUGGUUUCUGUUUGGGGCUCAUGAUCUGGGCCAGUGGCUGCAUAGUUUUCAUCCUGCACCAGCACAAGCGGCGGGUCCAAUACAUUCACAGGAAUACUCUUUCCCCAAGACCCUCCCCUGAGAGCACAGCCACCCGAAGCACUCUUGUCCUGGUGAGCACUUUUGUUUCCUUCUGGACUCUGUCCUCCCUCUUCCACAUCUGUCUGGUCGUGUUUAACAACCCCAGUCUGUGGCUGAGGAAUGCUUCUGUACUACUGAACGCAUGUUUUCCUACUGUCAGUCCCUACAUCCUCAUGAGCCAUGACUCCAGAAUGUCCAGCCUCUGCUUUCCUUGCAAAGGAACACAAAAUCACUUAAGCUGA